Populus euphratica (Euphrates poplar) is the source of this 1649-nucleotide messenger RNA. RefSeq lists its product as uncharacterized. Lineage: Eukaryota; Viridiplantae; Streptophyta; Magnoliopsida; Malpighiales; Salicaceae. The record is from RefSeq and is a predicted model, not a curated record. Bases 52 to 1548 code for a protein of 498 amino acids. The transcript is spliced from 2 exons.
ACAUGGAGCUCUAAACUACGCCAAAAACGAGAUAGAUGAUAACAAAUAAACAUGGCAAUUUCAUCUCCUCCUCCUCCCUCUAAAUCUCCUUCCUCUCCUCCUCCACCACCAACAGUAGUGCUCCAUCUUCAAUCUCCUCACAUCACUCCUAUUCAAGAGUGUGAAAGAGAAGAACAAUAUGAUGAAUUCAGUGAAGAGGGAAGCCAAACUACUACUAGCAAAGCAACACCAGCUAAUUUUAUAGACAAGAGAGCAACGCCAAAGCACCAUCCAACACCUCUCCGUGAAAAAAAUGGCAAGCCGGGCGCCAAGAAACGACAUGGUGAUAGCAAUGAUGGGUGUGGUGGUGGUGGUGGUGGUGGUGGUUCAAUUUCUUGUAACAAAUGCCGUCCACAUGCAAGAGAGAAGAUUUCGGUGGUUCCCUUGGACAAUAAUGGCUUAAACAAGCAUUCAUCUAUUGCAAGUCCUAAUGGGAUUUUCAAGUCCAUAUUUUCUUCAUUGACUAGAAAGAGUCCAAAAUCCACUGGUGAUGUGUCAAUAGCAAGAGAAGAGCAAUGGAAGAUUGCAAUAGCUGAGCUUUCUCACAAGUUGAUUCACGCAACAAGAAAGAGAGAUGAAGCACUUCUUGAAACUUCAAGGCUCAAGUACUCAAUGGCCGAACUUGAAAAGAAGCUUAACAAGCUAGAAAUUUAUUGCCAUAAUUUGAAGUCUGGACUUGAUGAAUGCAGCAACAACAACCCCCUUUAUCAGAUUGGAAAAGGUUACAAUAUUCACCAAUAUCAACAAAAUGGUCUUAUGGGGGUUAGUGAAAAAGUGAUAGAGCAAUUUUUGGUUUCAGUAUCAGAAGCUAGGUCCUCUGUUAGGCUAUUAAGCAGGUCACUUACCAUGCAACUAAGGCACAUGGGAGUAAAAGUUUACGAGAGGAUAUCUGUGUUGCUGCAACCUUACGAUAUAAAGAUCUCAUUCUCCAAGAAUCCGAAAGGUGUGCUCUUUUACCUCGAGGCCUUGUUGAACAAAACUUUCUUUGAAGAUUUUGAAUCUGUUGGGUUUCAAAAGACAUCUGUGAAUCAAAUAUUGAACCCAAUUGAUAGAUGUGAAGCAAACUACGCGUCAUUUAACGUGCUUAGAGAUUUGACAUGGGAGGAGGUAUUGAAUCAAGGGACAAGGCAUUUCAGUGAAGAGUUUAGCAAGUUUUGUGAUAGGAAAAUGAGUGAGAUUGUGGCUAUGUUGGGGUGGAAUAGAGCCUGGCCUGAGCCAUUGUUGCAGGCAUUCUUUGGUGCUUCUAAAAACAUAUGGUUGGUGCACCUUUUGGCCAAUUCCUUGCACCCUGGCUUUCCAGUCUUCAGGGUGGAUAAAGGGGUGAACUUCGACUCAAUUUACAUGGAGGAUAUGGAUGGAGACAGGGCAAGGAAGUUGGUCCCAACCAUGGUUCGGAUCAUGGUAGCACCUGGGUUCUAUGUUUAUGAUAACGUUGUCAAAUGCAAGGUCCUUUGCAGGUACUAUAAUCCUAGUGUUAAUAAUGAUAAGGGUUUAACCCCUUCUCAUUAGGGUUUGUUUGAUCCAAAUCUUGAAUAUUUUGAUUAGUUUGUACUAAUACUUUUGUUGUUAAUUGCAAUAUGCCAAUGUCAAUAUUUGAUUUUUUUUUUUUA